Diachasma alloeum is the source of this 1866-nucleotide messenger RNA. Its product is annotated as tachykinin-like peptides receptor 86C. Lineage: Eukaryota; Metazoa; Arthropoda; Insecta; Hymenoptera; Braconidae. The record is from RefSeq and is a predicted model, not a curated record. The transcript is spliced from 8 exons. Gene Ontology annotation, cellular component: plasma membrane. Gene Ontology annotation, biological process: G protein-coupled receptor signaling pathway. The coding region runs from base 1 to 1326 and encodes 441 amino acids. Gene Ontology annotation, molecular function: tachykinin receptor activity.
AUGAACGGGGUGACUCUGGAACUCCUGUACAAUUGCAGUGCAUCAGUGCUGGAUCAGAACAUCACAUACAUGAGCAUCAAUCGUAGUGAAUUGCUGCUGAUGCUCGAUGAAAUACUGACACGUUCCACCAAACGCGAGGUGCUCCGUGCUAACUUGAGCGAUUGCCUUUUGACAGGCCAACAGCGUCCAUUCGAUCUGCCCUGGUGGCAGAAGCUCUCAUGGUCAACGGUAUUCGCUGUCAUUCUUCUGAUCGCGACAGGUGGCAACAUCAUUGUCAUGUGGAUUGUCCUAGCCCACAGAAGGAUGCGUACAGUGACCAAUUAUCUGCUGGUCAAUCUCUCGAUAGCGGACCUGAUGAUGACAUUACUCAACUGUGUGUUUAAUUUUAUCUUCAUGCUCAACUCUGAUUGGCCAUUUGGAGUGCUGUACUGUACUGUAAAUAACUUCGUCGCAAAUGUAACUGUCGCAUCCAGCACAUUCACACUCGUCGUUAUAUCGUUUGACAGGUACAUGGCUAUCAUGAGGCCACUUCACCAUCACAUGUCACGGAGGCGCACCAUUGCUGCGCUAAUCCUCAUUUGGGUCGCCUCGGCGUUACUCGCCAUGCCGUGUCUACUUUACUCUACGACGAUGACGAAAAGAUACUCCAACGGGAAAUCGAGGAUAGUCUGCUACGUGCUGUGGCCCGAUGGUGACUACCUGAAUAGCAGAAGCGAAUAUAUAUAUAAUCUCAUAUUCCUCGGGGUGACGUACCUCAUCCCGAUGACGGUCAUGGCGGUAUGCUAUACGCUCAUGGGUCGGAAUUUAUGGGGCUCCAAGUCCAUAGGGGAGCAUACCCAGUAUCAAAAGGAAUCCAUGAAAUCGAAACGCAAGGUCGUCAAAAUGUUCAUCAUCGUUGUCCUGAUAUUCGCUAUCUGUUGGCUACCAUAUCAAGGCUUCUUCAUACUGCUCUACCACCAGCGCCGCAUAAGAGGCAGCAGUUACGUGCAACACGUUUAUCUGAGUUUCUACUGGCUGGCCAUGGCGAAUGCAAUGGUCAAUCCUCUUAUAUACUACUGGAUGAACAACAGAUUUCGAGUGUACUUCCAGCAAAUCAUCUGUAGAUGCUGCGUGGUAGGUCGGGGAAAUACAAGAAGUCGUCAAAUGCACGAAUUGACAGGAUUACGCCGGUCUGACACAGCCCAUUCUCAUUCCGGGCGAUACAGAACAACAUCGAUACGGUGGCGUCACAGCACUGGCGAUAGCCAGGUCCAGACAUUCAGGAUGAACUCACGGUCAAUAUACGAGAAGAUCCAUGGCGGCAGACAGGAUGUCACUAUUAUUUGAAUUCACUCGUCAUUACCGAUUUCUUAUCGUUUAUCUGUAAUUAAUUUUGAUUGUGUGAAUCAAUUUCUUAUGCUUAUGCGUAAUGAAUGCUUGGGGAUUAUUGAGCCACAUUAUGGUUGUGACGGGACAUUUAAAAAUGGAGGGAAAAGUUUUUAAUAAAGUCGACCGGGGGAAACAGCGUCGGCGGACGGGAAAAUUAUCUGCCAACGGAAUUUUACAAUCCCUUUUGUAUGUGUUGAUAACAUUUUUUAAAAGUUUAAGUUGGGCUUUUGUUGCGCCUUGAAUAAUGGAGAAAUGGAGGUCAAAGGGAGAACUAAUGUACAAAUUUUUCAGCGAAAUUCAUCGAAGUUUUUUCCGCGUUUCAAUGCAACUCAAAUAAUAGGAUAUUAAUGAAAAUGGAGGAAAUAAUGUCCUUAAAAUUUUUUGAAUGUAUUGUUGAUUCUGGAAUUUACAGAUAAAAUAAUAUUAUAAAUUUCGAUAAUCGUUAUGAGCACCAGUUGGAGUUAAUGUAUACGUUAUGUGUAAAAUUUUCAUGUGAUA